Molecule: messenger RNA, 3066 nt
Organism: Plasmodium gonderi
Lineage: Eukaryota; Apicomplexa; Aconoidasida; Haemosporida; Plasmodiidae
Source: the annotation of a RefSeq genome assembly
AUGAUAUAUUUAAAUAAUGUUAUAUUUAUAAAAAAUAAUUAUAUUAUUUCUAAUUUAUAUUUAUUAUUAAUUAUAGAAAUAUUAUAUUAUUUAAAAUAUUAUAUAUUAAUGAUUAAUAAUUUAAAUAUUAAAAAUUUUAAUAUAAUAUAUUUUAAAUUAAUAGUUUUAUUAACAAAUAUAGAUAUAAAUUCAAUAGAUACAAUUCAAAAUGUUAAUAGUUUAUUUAAAAUAAUUUUAAAUUUAAAUAUUAAUUUUAUUUAUAUUAAUAAGAAACUUAAAAUUAAUAUAUUAUUAUUUAUAUUGCCUUUAAUAUAUGAUAAUAUUAUUAUAUUGAAUGGAUUAUAUAAAACAUGUAUUCAAUUAUUUAAAAAAAAUAAUAAAAUUUUUAUUAUUAAAUUUAAAAAAAAUAAUAAUGAUAUUAUUUAUAUAUAUAUGUAUAUUAAUUAUUUAAAUAUAAAAUUAAUAUUUGAAAUUAAUAAUAUAAAUAUAUAUUGUUAUUAUGAUAUUUAUAAAUUUAAUUUUAUAAUUUUAUUAUUAUAUUUAAAUUAUAUGAAUAUAAUAAUUAAAAAUUAUAAUAUUAUAUUAAAAAAAAUAAUUAUUUAUAAUUAUAUUAAAUUUAUAAUAAUUAAUAAAAAAUAUAAUAUAUAUAAUAUAUUUUUAUUAAAAUUGUUUAUUAUUAAAAUAUAUAAUAAUUUUUAUAAUAAUAAAUUAUUUAUAAAUAUUUUAAAAAUAAUAUUUUCUAUUAAAAUUAAUUUUAUAUAUUAUUAUAAUUAUUAUAUAAAUAAUAUUAAUAAUAAAAAAUAUUAUUCUAUUAUUGAUCAUUUAUUAAUAAAAAGUAAAGAAUAUAUAAAAAAUUUUAAAAAUAAAAUAUUAACUAUUACAAAUUUUAAUAUUAAAUUAUUAUUUAAUUAUAAAAAGUAUAUAAAUAUUAUUUUAGAAAAUAUAAAUAUAAAUCCAUUAAUACAAUAUUCUGAUCAAGUAAAUAAUUUAUCUGAAAUAAAUCAAAAAUUUAAAAUAAAUAUGAUUACAACAGGAUUAAAUUCAAAAUUUAUUUUAAAUACUGAUUUUAGAGAAUUAUCUAGAAAUAUAUUAGGAUAUAUUAGUUUAAUUAAUACAAAUGAAGGGUUAACUUGUGGAUUAAUUAAUUAUUUAACUAUUAAUGUUUAUUUAAAUUUAAAAUAUAAAUUAAUUACAUAUUAUAAAUAUUUAUUUUAUUAUAAAUAUAAUUUUAAAUUAAUAUUAGAUAUUUUUGAUAAAAAUUUUUAUAAUAUUUAUUUUAAUAAAAUUUUUUUAAAAAAAAAUUUAAAUUUUAAUAAAAUAAAUAUUUUAACUAUUAAUAAAAAUACAUUUAAAAUAAAUAAUAUACAAAAAAAUAUAUUUUAUAUACCUUUUAAUUAUUUAUUAUCUUUUAUAGAAAAUUUAAUUCCUUUUAUACAUUAUAAUGAUUCUGUAAGAAAUUUAAUGAGUAUAAAAAUGCAUACUCAAAUAAUUCCUAUUUUAUAUCCUAUUUUAAGUAAUAUUAUUACUAAUUAUAAUUUUAUUUUAAAUAAAUAUUUAAAUUAUUUAAUUAUUUCUUAUCAAGAAGGAAUUGUUAUUUAUGUUUCUUAUGUAAAAAUAAUAAUAAGAGAUAUUUUUAAUAGACAAAUAAUUUAUUAUUUAAAUACUUAUAGAAAAUUUAAUCAAAAUGUAUUAUUAAUAUAUAAACCUAUAGUAUGGGUAGGAGAAAAAAUAAAUAUAGGUAAAAUAUUAGCUAUAAAUUCAAAUUUAUUAUAUUGUGAAUAUAGUUUAGGUAAUAAUUUAUUAGUAGGUUAUGGUUCAUAUUUAGGUUAUGAAUAUGAAGAUGCUAUUAUUAUUAAUAAAAAAAUAUUAUAUAAUAAUUUAUAUACAUCAUUACAUUUGAAUAUUUAUGAAAUAUCAUGUAAUAUAUUAAAUAAUAUUCCUGAGAUAUGUAGUGUAAAUUUAUCUAAAAUAUGUUAUAAACAUAAAAUAAAUUUAGAUAAAUAUGGUAUAAUAAGAGAAGGUUCUUUUAUAUUAGCUAAUAAUAUUUUAGUUUCAAAAUUAAUUUUAAUGCCUUUUAUUUUUAAUAAUAAAAAUUUAAUUAAUAUUAUUAAUUUUUUAUUUGGAAAUAAAUUGAGAGUAUUUAAAAAUAAACCUAUAAUUUCUACUAUAUAUGAUAUGGGUAGAGUUAUAAAAGUAGAAUUUUUAUUUAAUAAUUUAUAUAAUAAAAAAUUAAAAGAGGUUAAUAUAUAUUUAAAAAUAAGAAUAUAUAUAGGAGUUCAAAAAUAUUUACAAUUAGGAGAUAAAAUUUGUAAUAGACAUGGUAAUAAAGGAGUAAUUUCAUAUAUAAAUGAAAUUAAUGAUAUGCCUUAUUUAAAUAAUAAAAUUCAACCAGAUUUAUUUAUAAGUUCUAUAAGUAUUCCUUCUAGAAUUAAUGUUGGUCAAAUUUUGGAAGGUGUUUAUGGAUUAAAUAGUUUAUAUAUUAAUAAUAGAUAUAUUAUUUCAAAUAAUUUAAAUAAAAAUUAUUAUAAUAAUUAUAUUAAUAUAUUUAAUUAUUAUACAUAUAAUUAUAUUAAUAAUUAUAAUAUAAAUAAAAUGUCUUAUAAUUAUAAUAAAUAUUUUUUAAAAAAUCCAUUUACAGGACAUUUAAUUAAUAAUAGUUUUUGUUUAAAUAGUAUUUAUUAUUAUAAAUUAAUUCAUAUGGUUCGUGAUAAAUUAAGAUAUAGAUUUAUAGGAUUAUAUUCUGAGUUAACACAACAACCUAUAAAGGGGAAUACAAAACAAGGAGGUCAAAGAUUUGGAGAAAUGGAAGUAUGGGCUUUAGAGGCUUUUGGAGCUUCUUUUUUAUUUAAAGAAUUUUUUACAUAUAAAUCAGAUGAUAUAAAAAGUAGAAAAUUAUUAAAGAAUUAUUUAUUUAAUAAUAAUAAAAUAAAAACUACAUUUAUUUCAGAAACUUUUAAAUUAAUUUUAAAAGAAUUGCAAAGUUUAUCUAUAAAUAUAGAAACAUUUUGUAUAUUUAAUAACAAUAAUAAUUUAAUAAAAAAUAUACCUAUAAAUAUAAUUUAUUAA